GGAGUUGGCACCGGAGACUUCUGCACAACCCCAGGACUGCAGGCCAGGCACUUCGAAGGUCGCAGGAGCGAGGCGGCCCUCCCCACCCGCGCUCCGCUCUGUUGAGGCCUGUGCGUUGAGGGAACUCUCAUCGUUAUUAGAGUCCGCGGGUGAGAAGCAGACGAAGAACCGGGAGAAGCACCGGCGGCGAAGCGUCUAUAGAGUUUACACUUAGGAAACGGGCGUGGAGUCCAGCGCACGGCCCCCAGGCCGCCGGGCCCAGAGCGGGGCAUCGUCUCGGAGGGGGCGCACUGGCCCCUGGCCCCGAGCCGCUCGCCAAGCUCCAUCCGUUCCCUGAGCAGCACCCAGAAAGGGUGUUCGGUCACAGACAGACAUCUGCGGCCAUGGCCGAGGCCACAGAGCCGGAGGGGGGCGCCCCGGGUCCGCAGGGGCCGCCCGAGGGCCCGGCGCCGCUGGCGGACGGACCCGGAGAGCCAGGGGCCGCGGGCCUGGCGGCGAACGGGGAGGAGGCGCGGAGGGGGGAGGGGGGCGCCCCGCAGGGUGUCGAGGCCCCCCAGGGAAGGGAGGAGGCGGGCAGCGCCCAGCAGGUGGAGGAGGGCGCCCCGCAGGCUGCCGAGGUCCCCCAGGGAGGCGAGGAGGCGGGCGGCGCGGAGCGGGCGGAGGAGGCGAGCGUGGGGUGCGGCGCGCAAGGCGAGGAAGCUCAGGGGGAGCGCGGGGAGCCCGCGGCCCCCAAGGCUGAGGAGGAGGCGGAGCGCGGGCCCGAGGAGCCGGGAAGCAGCGCUCGCGGGGCGCCGCGGACCAGCGUGGACGUGGGGGGCCUGAGAGGAUCCAGCAUGGAGGCCGAGGGGUCCGAGGGAGCGGCACCGAGGGCCGAGGAGGUCCCCCGGGACGGAGGGGACCGUAGCUCUCAGUCCCACGUCCAGGCGACUGAGGCCGCAGCGGCGGAGACCGCGGAUUGCACCCCCGGGGAACUUUGUGGGGAGCCCCAGGGCGCAGCGGUGGGCGCCGCGGAGGAAGCGGGGGCCCCGGGGGAAGAGGAUUCAGAGGAAGCGAGCCCCGGGGACGCGAAGGCAGACGCCAGAGAGGCCGGGGACCAGGGGGCACCCCAGGAGGAGGAGGCAGAGGAGGAGAGGCCAGGCGAGGAGGCACCGCCCGACGGCAGCGCGGACCCGGCGGCGACCGCGCAGACCCGGGCCGCGGAGCCCGAGGGUCAGCUCAGCAACCACCUGGCGGCGGAGGGCAGCGCCGAGGACGCCGCCGAGGCCGCGCGCGUGAACGGGCGCGGGGAAGACGGCGAGGCGUCCGAGGAGGGGGCUCCGCGUCGGGAGCACGACAUCACCCUCUUCGUGAAGGCUGGUUAUGAUGGGGAGAGUAUUGGAAAUUGCCCGUUUUCUCAGCGUCUCUUUAUGAUUCUCUGGCUAAAGGGCGUUAUAUUCAACGUGACAACAGUGGACCUGAAAAGGAAGCCCGCAGACCUGCAGAACCUGGCUCCCGGAACCAACCCUCCUUUUAUGACUUUUGAUGGUGAAGUCCAGACGGAUGUGAAUAAGAUCGAGGAGUUCUUAGAGGAGAAAUUAGCUCCCCCGAGGUACCCUAAGUUGGGGACCCAAUACCCUGAGUCUAACUCUGCAGGAAAUGAUGUGUUUGCUAAGUUCUCGGCAUUUAUAAAAAACACCAAGAAGGACGUGAAUGAAGUUUAUGAAAAGAACCUCCUAAAGGCCCUGAAGAAGCUGGAUAAUUACUUAAAUAGCCCUCUGCCUGAUGAAGUCGAUGCCUACAGCACCGAGGAAGUGGCUGUUUCUGGAAGGAAGUUCCUGGAUGGAGACGAGCUCACCCUUGCCGACUGUAACCUCUUACCCAAGCUCCAUAUUAUUAAGAUUGUGGCCAAACGAUACAGAGACUUUGAAUUUCCUCCUGACAUGACUGGCAUCUGGAGAUACUUGCACAACGCCUAUGCCAGGGACGAGUUCACAAACACGUGUCCGGCGGACCAGGAGAUCGAACACGCCUAUUCAGAUGUCGCGAAAAGAAUGAAGUGAAGCCGAGGUGUUUCUGUCUUAUUCCUCGGUUAUUUGAGCUAAGCUCUGAAAAGAAUGUGUUCCUUGUCUUUCUCCCCAGUAACCAUCCUUUGCAAAAUAACGCUCACAUUUUAAUAAUGACAUAUCACAGCCUGAUCCACUCAACACCCAAUGAUACGAGGCCCCCUAAAUUGUCAACUCACUCGGGCAUCUGAACAAUAUCAGCAUCUAUUAUUAUACAACCAGUUGUCCAGUUUAUGUUAAUUAAUUUAUAUCUUUGACGUUCGCUGGCAUUGUAAUCUGUAGUAUUUAGGACAUGUAUUUUGCAGUUUAAGAGUCAAAGCAAAUUAGGUUUGGGUUCAAUUCCAACUACAAUUUUUAAAAAGUUUGAUAGUUUUCAUAAUCAUGCGUAGCCUGUUUUUCUCAUCUGAAAUAGUAUUUUAAUAUUUUUCAGAAUGAAAAUACUGUUUUUGUAAUUACAAAAUGACACAUGCCUAUUUUAAUAUUUUCAAAAUAACGUCAGAGGGUAUUAAGAUGGAAGGAAAAAAAUCACCUGAAAUUUCAUUAUCCUUUGAUAACUACUGAUCACUUAUUGGUGAACAUCUUCCAAAUCUUCAGUCUCCCUCUCUCGUACACACAUUCACACACAUCCAAUUCCAUUCAUAUGUGGUAUUGCAUGACUUUAUUUUGAAGGACUGGUGAGGGGACCUCUUGGUAACGCCUUGAUGACCAUCCAGAGAGGACGUAGAACAAACAAACAGAUUUGGCACUGCAGAGCUAGAGGGGAUGCUUGCGAUCAGGUUUCACAGGCGUGGAGAACUGCAGAGUCCACAGACUGGCAGGGACCGGCAGGGACCGGCAGGGACCGGCAGGAACCAGAAGCUGUGGAUGGCCCCCACUCUGCCUUGUCACCACCUUGGUGGUGCCCGGGAAGGCAACAGAAGAGAGCGCCUCCUCCAUCGCUCAUUCCAGCCUCCUCACCCCUGUCUUCUCUUGCUCCCUCCCCUGACCCCCUUCCCUCUGGAGGACUCUCAAUACCAGCUGCAAGUUGGAGAAUCUUCUGCCCUGUGUUGAAAGGCGAACCAGGCACACCUCGUGUCCUCCUAACGGCCUAAGACCCAACACUGCAUCUCUUCAGCGCCGAUGUGGUGUGGGGCUAGCCUGGUUCUUGCUGCUUCUCUGCCCUUGAUCAUGUCAUUUCAAGGUCAGAAAGGGAAAAUCCAGAGAGAUAAAAUUCAUGGUGACUCCUCUCGGGCAGUUCUGGUAAAUGGUCAAGUUGGGGAGGAAGUGGAAACUAUUGACUCAAAAGAAUUUUCUGGUGGGUCUGUGGCUUUCCCUCCGCCGUCCUUGCAGCCGGCCUGUCACCAGCAUCUGCGUGGGCUGGCUUGCAGGGCUCCAACUCAAGGCCUGGAAGACAAAAUGGGAGGCUUUUAGACGCUCGCCAAGACCUCACAGGGUUUAAGCACUGUGUUCCUUUGACAUUUACAGACGUCUUAGAGAAAACCCUCUUGUCAAGUUGGUUGUAGCCUGUGGUUGAUGCUAAAACGCUCUUUAAAAAAGUAGUAUAUGUCUGCUCUAUGAGCGACUCAUUUGGAAGAGAGUAAAAUGAUGAAUGUAACUGUCCUGUGAUGUAGGGGAGAACGUCCAGUGAGAGAAACAAAGUCCUAGCAUCGAAUGUGUAUCACCACUCACACAGUUUUCACAUCUGUUUAGGAGUCGGAUUUUUAAGACUAAUUUUAUCAUGACAUAUUUAAAUGGUAAAGGUACCAUUUGUAACUAGUGCUAACUUUGUAUUUUUAGAUGUUAAAAUGAUCUCCGUGUGCCUUAAAAAUUAAACAAUUAUAAAAAUGUU
Molecule: messenger RNA, 3870 nt
Organism: Pteropus alecto (black flying fox)
Lineage: Eukaryota; Metazoa; Chordata; Mammalia; Chiroptera; Pteropodidae
Gene: CLIC6
Product: chloride intracellular channel 6
Exons: 7
Coding region: 384-2039 (551 amino acids)
Cellular component (GO): plasma membrane
Molecular function (GO): D3 dopamine receptor binding; D4 dopamine receptor binding; D2 dopamine receptor binding
Source: RefSeq, a predicted model, not a curated record